UGAGGGAUGUGCCAAGAGUUGGAGUGGGAAUGCCGGCCAGCGUGCACGGGCUGUGCCCAGCUGAUCUUCCAGCAAGGUGCUGCUUUGGCUGGGAAGGGUCUUUUUUCGUGGGAAGGUGGCACUUGGAUGCCUUGACAGUUGAAGGCUGCAGUUUGCCUGGCUCUGGGAUGGUGCUGAGCUGUCCGAAGCACUUUAUUACCAGAGUUGCUUCUCCAGGUGUUGCUGGGGGGGAGCCUGCUGGGUCGGACGGGGGGCUGUGCUGUUGUGGCUGUUGCUUUUGGUGAGUGUUGCAUGGAGCACACGAGGGAUGAAGUUUGGGGUUACUCUGAGCACAGCCUAAAAACAGAAGGGCUCCUAGAGGAGCUGGGGCUGCUGUGGCAGUGUCCUGUCCUGGGGACCCAACUGGACACCGUGAGCAGGAGAGACAGAGGGAGGAAGAAGUGUUAGAUGGAAAUGACAAAUCGGUGUUAUAAAAGUGGGGUGGUUAAAAUGACACAGUUUCAUUUUUAUUUCUAGACAUGCCUGUUUUGAAAACAUUGUGUUUGACCGAUAUCUCUCCUUAACUCCUCAACUACUGAUCUGUGCUUGCAAUAUAUUCAAACACUUUAUUUUUGAUGCUUAUUCGGGUGUCCUGGUGAAGCUUAUUCUGGCUGGUUUUAUCCUCCACCAAAACCUGUGUUUGAUUAUAAACAAAAGCUGUUACCUCUCAGUGCUGCUCUGAGUGAGGCUCGGGGAAGAGAGUUCAUCCCUGAUUUACUGGAGUGCAGGGGGUCAUCUGAGUUCAGCCUUAUUUUUAGCCCUCUUUGGUUUCUUUUUUUUCUCUGUGUUUUGAUACAACUGUUGAGCCACUGUUACCUCACAGCAGAUAAAAGAGUUGCAGGUUUCUCUGACUUAGGCUUUUUAAACCAAAGCAGUUUCUUACUGGUGAACUUUGUAACUUUGGAAAUACCUGUGGUUUCAGACUUAAUGUAUCAUGAAAUUAAACAAUAUCUGUGUAAUUGGAAAUAAAUAAAAAUUGUGUGAGAGAGGAGUGUUCAGCAUGUGCAUGUAACAAGGCAUGAGGGAAAAUUAAAAUACAGGGGGAAGAAAUAACUUUUUUUAGAAAAUAAUAUUUUUUGAGAGAAAGAGAAGCUGGAAAGUGAUGGACAUGAAAAGCAGAAAUGUCUGGAUGUGAGAUUCAUUCUGUUUCCUGCUAAAUAGAAAGUUAUUGGGGCUGCUGUAAGACAAGACAGACUUGUGAGGAAUUUCCUUAACACAGUGGCUUUAAGAAGUUAAAUUUCCUGUGUAGAAGUAAGUUGGGAUAAUUCUGUGGCUCUGGUGGUGGUGAGUACUCAUCCAAACCUGUUUUCAGGCAGAAACUGUGCUCAGAAGUUGUCAGUAUGGAUAAAUCCUUCAAUUGGAGUCUGACCCUUAUUUGGGUGGAAAGGACAAGUGAGGGUGAAAUGACACACAGAAGGGAUAUUGUCAAAAGUAAAUCCCAAUCUGCCCUCCUUGGCUUUGACUGCCAAACUGCCUCUGCAGGAGAAGUUCCAGUGAAUCUGGAGUGAGACUUUUUCCAUAAAAAGGCGCAGUAACAAAGGUGCUGCAAGGGCACUGUGGGUCUUUGUGGUUUUACCUCAAUGCUACUUCUGACACAUGUCACGCUCCACCCUGUUCUUUACUCUCCCACUUAGGAAUGAAGUAAUUUUUUGUGUGUCUUACAUUAAGCUGUUCUUUUAAAAGUCCCUGUGCUGUGAAUAAAUUUUGUGGAUCAAUAUAAUCAGGUCACCAGUUUCUUCCCAGCCUAGACGUGGGCAAACAUUGGCUUGUAAGGGACAGCCAGGUUGAUGGUUGGCACCUGGGGUGACAUCCCCAGCUGCUGGUUAAUGUGACACUGUUCAGUCAGAGCCAAAUCAGAGCUGUCUGCAGCUCAGGGCUGGUGUCAGUAGGGUUUUGUUUUCUUUUCCUGACUUCCUCACGUUUGGAGGGAGUUCCUGGUUGUUGAUGUGCAGGCACCAGUAAGCUUGACUUUAAUCUGUCCCUGUGGCUGCUUCCAUAUGGGAUUGGGCAUCUCUGAAAAAUUGGCUGUUCCUCAGGCUAUUGCAGGUUGUGGCAGGCUCGGGGUGAGUGCCAACAGACUGUUGCUAAUUUUUUUUUCUCUUCUUCCUCCUUGUUAAUUCCUUUUCCGAGAAGCAGAGAGGAAGGUGUUUGGGGGACUGACCUCUGUGAAUUCCAUCAUUGCUGUGCAAGGAAACGUGUGUUUUGCUAACAUUGCCUCAGUAAUUUAGUUUUAGUUUUUCCUCCAUUGUUCAUCUAACUGUGCUGUAGUCCCUUUCAGGAAGUGCUGUGCUGGUUCCUGCUGUGUUGGGUGUCAUCUUCUGGAUUCAAGCAGCUUCCCCAAAGCCCAGGAGGACAGCAAGAAAUACAGUAUGGCAUUGAGGAAUGUCUGAGGCUGUGUGGGAAGUCAGGGUAACACAAGUAGCAAGACAACCGGGUCCUCCUGCCCCAUCCCCUUACACUGCACAUGAAAUAAAUAAGGGACACCCAAAUCUUGCUGCAACGCCACCGGGACAUGCAUCGUCCCCUGGGCUCUCACAGGCUCCUUAUCCCUCAGGACAGAAUGCAGCUCCCACCACGCUGGUGUACCCUCAAGCCCCUCAAACAAUGAACACUCAGCCUCAGACCCGCUCGCCGUUUGCAGCGGGGCCUCGACCUGCCCAUCACCAGUUUUUUCAGAGGCCUCAGAUCCAGCCUCCAAGAGCCACCAUCCAGAACAGCAGCCCCUCCAUCCGUCCUGGAGCGCAGACCCCGACUGCCGUGUACCAAACCAACCAGCACAUCAUGAUGGUGAACCACCUGCCAAUGCCCUACCCGAUGCCUCAGGGCCCCCAGUACUGUAUCCCACAGUAUCGUCACAGUGGCCCCCCGUACGUCGGGCCACCUCAGCAAUAUCCUGUGCAGCCACCGGGACCAGGACCCUUCUACCCAGGCCCAGGUCCUGGAGAAUUCCCCAAUGCCUACGGAACACCCUUCUACCCCAGCCAGCCCGUGUACCAGUCUGCACCCAUCAUUGUGCCUACGCAGCAGCAGCAGCCGCCGCCUGCCAAGAGAGAGAAGAAAACGAUCCGAAUCCGGGAUCCAAACCAGGGAGGCAAAGACAUAACAGAAGAAAUCAUGUCUGGAGGGGGCAGCAGGAACCCCACCCCCCCCAUCGUCAGACCCACCUCCACCCCGACUCCACCUCAGCAGGUGCCCAGCCAGGUCCCCGAGCCCGUUCCCCCGGCGUUGGGAGCCCUGGAGAGCUCCCACCCCUCCGGCAGCACCGCGGCCCCCGCCUCCAAACAAGAAGAGAAGCCAAAACCAGAUCCAGUAUUAAAACCACCUUCUCCAGUCCUCAGACCAGAACCUGCUGGGGAGAAGAAAGAUCAAGCUGGGCAGACGACCGAGGCCCCCCCCUCAGUGGAAAGCCCAGCAGAAGUUCCUCGUGCUCCGUCGCCGGCCCCGGCCGCUCCGGUCGCCGCUGUCCCCGCGGCUGCCGCUGCUGUCCCCGCGUCCAGCAGAGCCCCGGCCGCGGCUGAGCCGGAGGACAAAUGUGAACUGGCCUUCCCCAGAGAGGAGGCGAUGCCCACCCCCAGUGCCACAGCCUGCCCGGAGCCAGCGGCCCCUCCUCCUGCGGAAGAGCCCGGUGCCGAGGCGUGCUCGGAGCCCAGCAGUGCAGUAGCAUCCCCCGGUGACGCCGCAGUGGCGGUGCCGGCCGGGCCCGCUGUCACCAGCGAUACGGGCAGCGCUGGGGCUGCGGCCGAGCCCGGGGCAGAGGCGGCCCAGGCGGAAACUGCAGAGUUGACUGUGGAGGUGGAGCCCAGCGAGGCCCCCCCAGCGGAGGUGGAGAGCGCUCCAUCACCUCCCAGUGCUCCUCUCGCUGCUCCCUCUCCUCCUCCCACCCCGCCGCCCACCCUGCCGCCCCCGUCCCCUCCGCUCCCCGUCGCUGCUGUCACCACUACAACUCCUUCUCCACCUCCUCUCCCGUCUCCGAGUGCCCUCCCUGUUGUCCAGGGAGAUUUAGAAGGAGAGGAGAGCACAAGAACUACUCUUAGUGAAGAGGUAAAAGAUACUGAAAAGAAGGAAGAGACAGAAGCAGAUGGGCAACUGGAGGAGAGCCAGGAGGCUCUGAGUAUGAACUCAAGCAAGAGUCCUGUCCCAGCCCAAACCGCUGUAACUGCACCAAAGACCUGGAAGAAACCAAAAGAGCGGACCCAAGCCACUGAGGAGGUGACAGAGGCAGAAACAGAGCCGAAGGAGGAGGAGGAACCUUCAGGGGACAAAGUACUUGAAUCCGACCAGGAGAAAAUGAGCCAUGGGCUUCAGGCAGAGAGGGAACCCUCAGAGCUCAAAGCAGUGAAAGGUGUGGAGGAGAACGGGGAGCAGGAGGCAGAGCCGGUGCGGAAUGGCGCCGAGAGCAUCUCGGAGGGAGAGGGCACCGAGGGCACCGACGGCGCCUCCGGCUGCACGGAGAGCUCCGGGGAGGGGCCCAUGUACCAGUACAAACCAGAGCAGUGGAAGCCCCUGGACCCUGAGGGCAAGAAGCAAUAUGACCGGGAGUUCCUGCUGGAUAUCCAGUUCAUGCCUGCCUGCAUCCAGAAGCCCGAGGGGCUGCCUCCCAUCAGCGACGUGGUGCUCGACAAGGUGAGAGGAGAGCCCAUAAAACAGGUCAGUCAGCCCAAGCUGCCGCUAAGGACUCUGGACCCCCGGAUCCUGCCACGAGGCCCUGACUUCACACCAGCCUUUGCUGAUUUUGGGAGGCAAGCCCCCGGGGGAAGAAACGUGUCUGGAAGUGCCUGCAAAGUGCAGAGCACCCCUGGAUUGCCCUCCCUGGCUCGGUGCGGGCCCCCAUCAUGCCCUCUCUUGGUCUCGCCUCACCCACCAUUGAGGAACCUGCCGAUAGGGUUGUUGAAUGUUGGACCGAGGAGAUCUCAGCCAGGCCAGAGGAGAGAGCCCAGGAAGAUCAUCACUGUGUGUGUGAAGGAGGAUGUGCACCUGAAGAAGGCAGAGAAUGCCUGGAAGCCAAGCCUGAAGAGGGAAAACCAAACUGAGGACCCCGAAAAUGUCAAAACCCAGGAGCUGUUCCGCAAGGUACGAAGCAUCUUGAACAAGCUGACGCCCCAGAUGUUCAACCAGCUGAUGAAGCAGGUGACAGACCUGACGGUGGACACGGAGGAGAGGCUGAAGGGAGUCAUCGACCUGGUCUUCGAGAAGGCCAUCGACGAGCCCAGCUUCUCCGUGGCCUAUGCCAACAUGUGCCGCUGCCUGGUGACGCUGAAAGUGCCCAUGGCAGACAAACCUGGGAGCACAGUAAAUUUCCGUAAGUUGCUGUUAAAUCGCUGCCAGAAGGAAUUUGAAAAGGACAAGGCUGACGAUGAUGUCUUUGAAAAGAAGCAGAAAGAACUCGAAGCUGCCACCACUCCAGAGGAGAAGACACGGCUCCACGAUGAGCUGGAAGAGGCCAAGGACAAAGCCCGGCGGAGAUCCAUCGGCAACAUCAAAUUCAUCGGCGAGCUUUUCAAGCUGAAGAUGCUGACAGAGGCCAUCAUGCACGACUGCGUGGUGAAGCUGCUGAAAAACCACGACGAGGAGUCCCUCGAGUGCCUUUGCCGCCUGCUCACGACCAUUGGCAAGGACCUGGACUUUGAGAAGGCAAAGCCCCGCAUGGACCAGUAUUUUAAUCAGAUGGAGAAGAUUGUGAAAGAGAGGAAAACCUCCUCAAGGAUUCGGUUCAUGCUUCAGGAUGUAAUAGACCUAAGGCUGUGCAACUGGGUCUCACGGAGAGCAGACCAGGGCCCCAAGACCAUCGAGCAGAUCCAUAAAGAAGCCAAGAUUGAAGAGCAGGAAGAACAGAGGAAGGUGCAACAACUCAUGACCAAAGACAAGAGGAGACCAGGUGUCCCACGGGUCGACGAAGGCGGCUGGAACACUGUGCAGGGGGCAAAGAACAGCAGAGUGCUGGACCCCACCAAGUUCCUUAAAAUCACCAAGCCCACAAUAGAUGAGAAGAUUCAGCUUGUGCCUAAAGCCCAGUUGGGCAGUUGGGGGAAGGGCAGCAGUGGUGGAGCCAAGGCAAGCGAGAUGGACUCCUUGCGACCAAGUGCCACAAGUCUGAACAGAUUUUCUGCCCUGCAGCCUCCAGUGUCCCCAGUAUCUGCCUCAUCUGCAUCUUCAGAACUAGAAUCUCGCAGGGCCUUAACGAGUCGCGGGAGCACGGGCAGGGAGAAGAAUGACAAACCUCUGCCACCUUCCCUGUCCCGGCCCAACACCUUCCUCCGGGGCAGCAGCAGCAAGGAGCUGCUGCUGGACAACCAGGCCCAGGAGGAGCAGCGCAGGGAGAUGCUGGAGACAGUGAAGCAGCUGACAGGAGCAAUGGAGAUGGACAGGAACAGCACCGAGGCCGAGAGGAACAAAGCCAAGGAACCUGCCAAGCCAGAAGUUCCCCCAGCUCCAGUGCAAGAAAAGCCUUCACUAUCAGAAGAGGAAAUAGAGAGAAAAUGCAAAUCUAUCAUUGAUGAGUUCUUGCAUAUUAAUGAUUUUAAGGAGGCCAUGCAGUGUGUGGAGGAGCUGAGUGCCCAGAGCCUGCUGCCGGUGUUCGUGCGCGUGGGCGUGGAGUCCACGCUGGAGCGGAGCCAGAUCACCAGGGAUCACAUGGGGCAGCUCUUACAUCAGCUGGUGCACUCAGGAAAGCUGAGCAAGCAGGAGUUCUUCAAGGGUUUUUCUGAGACCCUGGAGAUGGCAGAUGACAUGGCCAUAGAUAUACCCCAUAUCUGGCUGUACCUGGCUGAGUUGGUGACCCCCAUGUUAAAAGAAGGAGGAAUCUCUAUGAGAGAACUUAUACAAGAAUUUAGCAAACCCUUGCUUCCUGUGGGAAGAGCCGGUGUCUUGCUUGCUGAAAUCUUGCACCUUCUAUGCAAACAAAUGAGCCAUAAGAAAGUGGGAGCCUUAUGGAGGGAGUCUGGCCUCAGUUGGAAGGACUACUUGCCCGAAGGGGAGGAUGUACAUACCUUUCUCAUGGAACAGAAGUUGGAGUUCACGGAGUCUGACUGUUCCAGUUCCUCAGAAGCACUUUCAGAGAAAGAACUGUCUGCAGAAGAGCUGAACAAGCAGCUGGAAAAACUCAUUGUUGAGGACAAGGCGAAUGAUGAACAAAUCUUUGAUUGGGUAGAGGCUAAUCUAGAUGAAAGCCAGAUGAGUUCACCUACAUUCCUUAGAGCUUUAAUGACAGCAGUUUGUAAAGCAGCUAUUAUAGCGGACUCUUCCAGCUUCCGAGUGGACACUGCUGUUAUCAAACAGAGAGUGCCCAUCUUACUCAAGUACCUGGACUCAGACACAGAGAAGGAACUACAAGCACUUUAUGCACUACAAGCAUCAAUAGUAAAACUUGAUCAACCUCCUAAUUUGUUGCGGAUGUUUUUUGAUUGCCUGUAUGACGAGGAGGUCAUUUCGGAGGAUGCCUUCUACAAGUGGGAAAGCAGCAAGGACCCAGCGGAGCAGAACGGGAAAGGAGUAGCGCUAAAAUCUGUCACGGCGUUCUUCACGUGGCUACGGGAGGCCGAAGAGGAGUCAGAGGAUAAUUAAAACUUAAAAUACAGAUUUAAAACAAACAAACAAAAAAGAAACAAUUUAAGUAUUUUUUUAAAAAGUUUCACGUCUUCGCCAAUCACAGUGCAGCAAGGCCAAUUCUCUCUCGCAGACCCCCCUUGCCCCACACACGCACGAGUGGGAGAGGUAAAACCCAAUAAACACCGAGGUGAUCAUGGAGGCAAAAAGGUACUUGGAAACAAACCCACAAAAGUAAACUUCAAACCUGAGGGCGGGAGCACUAAACCAAAAUACAUGUAUUAUUUAUAGAAAAUAUUUUCUGUUUUAAUCUUUUUCUUUUCUUUUUAAACAAGGACUCGUACUUAGGAAAACACACAGCAAAACAAAUCUGUUUAGCAAAAACAAGUUGAAAACUUCUAAUUUAUUAUUUUAAGGACUGCAAAUGCCAGUGUAAUUUUUAAAUUUGCAGUUUCUGUAAACAAAUUGUAUAAUAGAACAAAAGCAAAGAAAUAAAUUUCCCUCCCCUUCAUACGCACCUCAGUUUUGUUUCAAAGCAUGAUAAAUCAACAAAACUUUGAAGGGGGUUGGGGUGAGCUAGAUGAGGGCAAGAUCAAUUUUUUUUUUUAUUGUCAUCAGAUUUUUCUGCCUGCCUCUCAGCUUGCUUCAGAAAUUUAAAAAGAAAAUAGUAAUCAAACCAUACAUAACCUUGGAUCGGAAGAAAAAUGCAUUUGAGAAAACCGCUGCGGACCAGAGUGCUCCGAAAAUAACUCAUUGAAAACCGUGCUACCCUGGGGAAAAAAGUACUAGUGAUACUUUGAGAACCUUUAGAGCAACUUUAAGGCUUGUAAAUACAUAGAACAAAUAUUUAAAAAAAAAAAAAAAAAAAAAAAAAAAGAAAGAAA
Messenger RNA from Serinus canaria (Common canary), 8465 nucleotides. RefSeq names its product eukaryotic translation initiation factor 4 gamma 3 (gene EIF4G3). Gene Ontology annotation, molecular function: protein binding; translation initiation factor activity; mRNA binding. The transcript has 34 exons. Gene Ontology annotation, cellular component: eukaryotic translation initiation factor 4F complex. Bases 2422 to 7599 code for a protein of 1725 amino acids. NCBI's taxonomy places the organism in Eukaryota, Metazoa, Chordata, Aves, Passeriformes, Fringillidae. The record is from RefSeq and is a predicted model, not a curated record.